GUUAUUAGUAUUAUUAUGUAAAGUUCGUCGAUCCUCAUUUAUCCGUUUCAGAUCUCAAGAAAAACGAAAGAUGCUUUCGUAUCGGUAACCAGAAGGACUAACCAGUAACCAGGUUUAGGAAGGACUUUAAAUUUACAACAUUGAAUCUCUCUCUCUCUCUCUCUCUCUCUCUCUCUCUGUGACUCUGAAUUCUCCACUCGAAUCUUGCAUUAAUGGCGCUUUGAUCAGGAUUAUUAAUCUGUUGCGGUAGUUGUUGUUGUUGUGUGACAAGCGAUUCGCUCGUAUGAAGUACUUACUUCGUCGGCUUCCUACUCUUUCUAUAGACUCCAAUGACCUUGAUGUUUUGGCUCGUAGCAGACUUAUUGGCAGAUUCUUACACUUAUUAUUGACUGAAAUUUCGAUGUCAAGUUCUGGAAGAAGUUUGUGUAGGCCAGAAAGGAGGGAAUCAAUUUCAGUUGAUUCUUUUUGUUGAAAGAGGUUCUCUGUUGUCAAUUUGAAUCUGCAAGUUUUUCGAUUGAGAUAGAUAUAAAUAAUGGAAGGAGAAGAGGAACGAGUAGAACUCAAGUUCCGGGUAUACGAUGGCACGGAUAUUGGUCAUAAUCACUAUGCUGCGUCUACUACUAUUGCAACCCUCAAGGAAAGGCUAGUGGCUGAGUGGCCCCAAGACAAAACAGUAACACCCAAAUCGGUAAAUGAUAUGAAACUCAUAUAUGCUGGGAAAGUCUUGGAGAACAGCAAGACACUUGCUGAGUCCAAAAUCCUCUUUGGUGAUCUUCCUGGUGGAGUUAUUACUAUGCAUGUGGUAGUGCAGCCUCCUGUAUCCAAGAAGAAGACAGAUAAGAGCAAGGAGAAGAAUCCAAAGAUGAAUACAUGCACAUGUACAAUCCUUUAAUAAGAUGAAGCCCCUUCACCGCACCACUAUUACAGAGAAAGCUAAGCAGAUUCUUUUUCUUUUUCCUUGAGUUUGUAUUUUCCACUUUUCUUUGUAUAAUUAGUUAGGUUCAAUAGCCCUAACUUAUCAUCAAACUCUGCCUCUGCCCAUUUUUGUUAUUUGCAUUUUCUGCCAUUAUUGUUGUUCUCCUUGUUGUAAUCAUUCUUGUACAAGUAAGCUCAAAAUAUGUACCACAUGAAUAGUGAAGGCAUCUUGUCAUAAGAUCCUCGAAAAAUGUAGAACUAUUGUAAGUUUGUGUGGUCUAUUCUACAGAUUAAUAAUCUUUAUUGAGUACA
This is a messenger RNA of Macadamia integrifolia, 1227 nucleotides long. RefSeq names its product membrane-anchored ubiquitin-fold protein 3-like. Gene Ontology annotation, molecular function: protein binding. The transcript has 5 exons. Lineage: Eukaryota; Viridiplantae; Streptophyta; Magnoliopsida; Proteales; Proteaceae. The record is from RefSeq and is a predicted model, not a curated record. Bases 533 to 892 code for a protein of 119 amino acids.